GAGAAGGGCAGCCACUCGAUCGUGGUCUCUGGCUGCUCGGGCAGCGGCAAGACGGAGACGGCGAAGCACGCGCUCACAUUCAUCGUCUCCUUGUCGCUGGGCGGAGGUGGAGGCGGAGGAGAGGGCGAUGUCGAGGCGGUGGGAGCGAGGCUGCUCGCCGCGACUCCUCUGCUGGAGGCGCUCGGCAACGCAUCCACCGCCCGGAACUGGAACUCGUCCCGCUUUGGCAAG
Messenger RNA from Emiliania huxleyi CCMP1516, 231 nucleotides. RefSeq lists its product as hypothetical. Gene Ontology annotation, cellular component: cytoplasm; vesicle; myosin complex. NCBI's taxonomy places the organism in Eukaryota, Haptophyta, Isochrysidales, Noelaerhabdaceae. The record is from RefSeq and is a predicted model, not a curated record. The annotation marks the transcript as partial. Gene Ontology annotation, biological process: vesicle transport along actin filament; actin filament organization. Gene Ontology annotation, molecular function: ATP binding; microfilament motor activity; actin filament binding. The transcript has a single exon.